AUGUCUUCCGGGCCUGCACUCUGCAGCGCAGCUUCGGCUGGAGACCUGCAGCGCUGCGCCGAGCUGCUGAAGGAAGGAGCGGAUGUGAAUGAGGCUGACGUGUUCAAGCAAACUCCGCUGAUCAAUGCCACGGUCGCGGGCCAUGCGGAGGUGGUGAAGGUCUUGGCAGCAGCACGAGCUAACUUGGCCUCCGCGGACCGCAGCGGGUGGUCGGCGUUGCAUUGGGCAGCUUUCCAGGGCAGCUGUGACAUGGUCCGCCUGUGCCUGGCUCUGGGAGCAGACGCCCAGCAAAAGGACCUGAAGGGCAGCACCCCUCGGGAGGCCCGAUCUUUUGAGAGUUUGGGGAUGGCUACGGCGACUUCCGCGCACAUGCAUGUAUCUCAGAUUAAGUAUCUUGUUGGAAGUGUUGCACGGGGUUGCACAACACGCAUGCUGUCAAUCAGAAUCACUGCAAAUCAAUACACUCAUACAUAUACACAUACAUAUAUGUAUGUGUAUAUAUAUAUAUAUAUACAUAAUAUAUAUAUAUAUAUAUAUGUAGACCUAUUGACCUAUUGUAGUUAA
This is a messenger RNA of Symbiodinium sp. CCMP2592, 564 nucleotides long. The record is from the annotation of a GenBank genome assembly. Lineage: Eukaryota; Dinophyceae; Suessiales; Symbiodiniaceae.